AUGGAAGUGUCGAGCCAAGUCCACGAGCAGGCGUGUAUGUCGGACGAGAACAGCCCGCAGAGAGAUUUGGACCGAUGGGUGCAGAUGGCCCGAUACGUUCUACGGACGACAGAGGUCGUGUUGGAUGUGGACGCGGACGUGGCUAUGGUCGUGCUCACGGCAGUAGCAGAGGCAGAAGAGAUUACCGCGGAGAAGGUGGUGGCCGAGAAGACGGCGCAUCUAGAUAUGCUCAGACUGGUCGGGGAGGGCGCGAUGGGAGAGGCCAAUGCAGCCCACCAGGUGGCGAACCGCGUUGGCCGUAGAGCGACACCUGGGGUGGAGAUGGAAAUGGUGCGGCCGAGGGGCUUCAGAGCUUGGGGACACACGUAG
Molecule: messenger RNA, 369 nt
Organism: Drepanopeziza brunnea f. sp. 'multigermtubi' MB_m1
Lineage: Eukaryota; Fungi; Ascomycota; Leotiomycetes; Helotiales; Drepanopezizaceae
Source: RefSeq, a predicted model, not a curated record